Diaporthe citri is the source of this 2118-nucleotide messenger RNA. RefSeq lists its product as uncharacterized. The transcript is spliced from 3 exons. The record is from RefSeq and is a predicted model, not a curated record. The coding region runs from base 1 to 2118 and encodes 705 amino acids. NCBI's taxonomy places the organism in Eukaryota, Fungi, Ascomycota, Sordariomycetes, Diaporthales, Diaporthaceae.
AUGUUCUCCACAACGUAUCCAAGUCUCGCAGGUCCAGGGCCAGGGGACCACGCUGGUCCAUCGAUUCCCCUCGAGGAUCUCGACCCCAAAGUCAACCCAGCGGAAGGCGACGAUUCGCUGGAUCUCGGUGCUGGCAGCACCGGCGACAAGGGAAAGCGUGCCAUCCCUCUCGACGACCUCCGCAAGGCCGUAAAGGGCAUCGAAAAUCUCCAGGCGGGGUCGCCAUCCAAACUCCAUGACUUUGUGGCCACUGAUAAUGGCAUCGUUGGCAGCGCAAUGGCGGCACUUCCUGAUACGUUCCAGCUCGACCGGUCGAGCGCUCUCAAGGUCAUGGACAAGUCUGAGGCCAUCGAGGGCUUGUUUUGCCCGUGCAUCACUUACGGCAAAAUCAGGCAUGAGCUGGACAAAGCCCAAAUGGACCGUGUCGAGUUUGGCGGCGGGAUCUUUGCGACCAAGCAGACGAAGGCGAUCAGUCUCUUCUACAAUCUGGCAGCGCACGAGGGCAACAAGGCGCUGAACGUCGUCGCCCACAAUGCCACCAAUCUGCGCAACCUGGCCGAGGUACGGAUACGUGAGGAACUCAGAAAGAGGCUUCACCAAGAUACCAUGCAGAAGGCCCAGCAAUACGUGUCUGAACUGCCCAUGGAAAUGAAGAAGAUGCUACCGGAUCAGCUCCCUCAACUUGAUCUGCCACUGCCUGAACAGCUCACUCAACCUGACCUGCCACAGGUGCUAGAGGAUGCGCUCCAAGACGGGAAGCCAAGAGCCGUCUCUUUGGUCGAUCGGUUCAGAGACUUGUUGACGAGGAAGGCCUCGGAACAGGCUGAAAAGGCACCUGAACCGGGUCUCCUGACGACCAUCAGCCCUUCCCAAAACUUGAGCACUGAUGUUGCUCCUGAGUCAAAGGAGGACGAAGAGAAGCUCUCCUCCCUUGCCGUCGGAGAGAAGAAGAACACCAACAAGGACGAACAACCGAAGAAGCCGAAGACCAAACUCGGAAGCCGGCUCAAGAAGAGUCAGAAAGGAAAGGGGAAACAAGUAGAUCGGGAGAACGAGCCUCCGGUACCUGUAGGCCCGCAGCCGGAAGACGAGGCAGACAAAGUCACACAAGAAGCAGACGGCGCGCAGGAAGCUAUCCCCGCAGUCCGACUAGAGCGAGGACAGUCGAUCGUAGAAAUACCUGCCAACGCUCGAGUACAUUCGUUGUCGGAAGACACAUUCCUCAUCGAAAAGCCAUCCCAUCUGCCACACGAUCUGGACUUGGACAACAUUGUACCUCUUGACAAGGCACGACUUUCCCAUAUCCUCGAGCACGACCAGAUGAUUCAGUUGAAGCCAGCCCCUGAAGAACACCGCCUCUCAGCAGAUUCCAUGAUCCCCACGACAGCCCCCGCGCCUGGCCACUUCCUCGAGGGCGAUCCUGUCGUGUCUGGGCCACGCCAGAUCCUCUCCCACGAGCUUCUGGACGACCCCAUCGUCAAGCGAGCCAAGGCGUUCCUGCCUCACACGCUCGAAUCGGACAAGAAGGUCGCAGUGGCAAAGGCAGCCAGGGCGCACAGCCUCGCCAACGACACGAUCCUCCCGCCUCCGCCCACGCCAGCCGCCCACGACCUCGACAGCGACAAGAUAAUCGCAGCGCUGGUCCCCGCCGGGCAAGAGCACGAUAUCAGCCGCGACGUGCGCAUCUUGUCGCCGUCGGGCCAGGUGCGCGCGACGCACAUCAUCGAUGCCGACGAGAUCAUCCGCGAGACGGCGCAUUUUCGCAAGUCGCCGCGUCCGGACCCGGCUACCAUGCCUGGCAACUGGGCGUCCUCGUCCGCGUCCGAGGGAGGGGCUGAGAACAACAAUAACAAUAACCUCGUGGCUUCCCUCAAUGCCGUCGUGAACUCGGCCGACCGGGCGCCGGAGGAGCUUGGCCACGAGCAGCCGGCCGAGUCGGGCAAGGAGAAUAAGGCUGCUGGACUAGAUGCGCCUCCAGCCCGCGGCUUCUGGGGCAGGAUGUUCCCCAAGCGGCAGGCCCCUGCCGCCGUCGCCACUCCUGAUGCUACUGCCCCUCCUGGUGACCAGCCGGCUGCUCCAGAGGCGGAAGGGAAUACGGAGGGUCAGGCACAGGGCUGA